This is a messenger RNA of Beta vulgaris subsp. vulgaris (sugar beet), 696 nucleotides long. RefSeq lists its product as uncharacterized. Gene Ontology annotation, molecular function: DNA helicase activity. Gene Ontology annotation, biological process: DNA repair; telomere maintenance. The transcript has 2 exons. The coding region runs from base 1 to 696 and encodes 231 amino acids. NCBI's taxonomy places the organism in Eukaryota, Viridiplantae, Streptophyta, Magnoliopsida, Caryophyllales, Amaranthaceae. The record is from RefSeq and is a predicted model, not a curated record.
AUGAUGCAUAAAUACUGCUUCAAAGCUCUAGAUAGGAGUUUGAAGGACAUUAUGCAAUAUGUGGAUCCUAGAAACCUAUAUGUGCCUUUUGGUGGUAAGGUGAUGGUCUUGGCUGGUGAUGUCAGACAAAUAUUACAUGUUGUUCCAGGAGGAAGCAGACAAGACAUUGUCUUCUCCGUGAUCAACAAUUCAUACUUGUGGGAUUUUUGUCAUGUGCGCAGGCUAGCAAAAAACAUGCGAGAGCCUAAUGACUGGGAGGCAAGUGUGCAAAUACUUGAUGAUAUUUUAAUAGAUGGAAAAGAUGACCCCGUUGCGGCUAUGAUCGAGAGCACAUAUCUUAACCUAGAAGAUCAUUUAUGGGAACCUACUUAUUUCCAAGAGCGGGUCAUACUUGCACCGACUCAUGACAUCGUUGAAACUGUCAAUGAUCAUGUGUUGUCCCAAUUGCCAGGUGAAGAAAGAACUUAUCUCAGUUCAGAUGCAAUUUCAAAUGAGGAGGCAAACUUUGGAGUACAUGAGAUGUAUUCUAUCAAAUUCUUGAGUACAAUCAAAUGCUCUGGAUUACCAAAUCAUAGUUUGAGAUUGAAGGUUGGGGCACCGAUUAUGUUGCUCAGGAAUAUCGAUCAGAGUUUUGGGUUGUGUAAUGGUACGCAUUUAGUUGUUAAGGACCUUCGCAGUUGCAUCAAGUCGUGGUGA